AUGACGCUCAGUAUCUCGAUUGAUCCAGACCCGCACGGCUCGGAUCACUCUUUGUCCGACGAGGACUCUGGUGUACAUGUUUCGAUACCUUCGGAGGGAAGCCAUGACUACCCGGACUAUGAUGAGUGGGCGCAUUUGCCUUAUCCGCAUGAAUUGAACCCGUCUGAUUCAGCCUCCCGACCAAGACCUUCACGCAGCCGCCCGCUCCACGGUUCACGCUCCGCUUCGGGCCGUCGCCCAACAUCACAACGUAUGAUUCCAGAACGCGACUUCGUCCCUCGAGGCCGAAGACAACAAUCCCCUGAUUCUCCCGACAGUGUGGAAUCGGAUGAAUUUACUCCUCACUCUCACUAUGACAGACCUCCACCCGAUAGGAGAGGGUGGCCCCCAACAGCUACUGGCCCUGCUUAUGCUCAUAGUCAGUCCUCUGGUCCAUCUUACAAUGCCUACCCACCUGCGCCUGGUCACCCUCCUUAUGCGCAUCCCAACCCCCAAAUCACCUCUGAUUUGAUGAGAAUCGGUCACCCCAACCAAGCGCAGCCCCCCUUAUGGGACACCUUCGCCCUACGGGUACAAUCCUCAGUUUCCACCCCCUCAUGGCUCUCCUAUACAUCAUUUCUUCCCAGAUCAAUCCCAACAACGGCAUAUGCCUCGCCAGCCACCUCAGCCGCGGAACGAUUUGCACAAUCCACAGGCGCAUAUGCCACACCCCAUGGCGCCCCAUGGCGCCCCCAGCCCUUAUGGGGCAUCUCCUUUCCCGUCGCAUGA
Molecule: messenger RNA, 768 nt
Organism: Penicillium antarcticum
Lineage: Eukaryota; Fungi; Ascomycota; Eurotiomycetes; Eurotiales; Aspergillaceae
Exons: 2
Coding region: 1-768 (255 amino acids)
Source: RefSeq, a predicted model, not a curated record